Messenger RNA from Hibiscus syriacus, 548 nucleotides. Its product is annotated as cyclin-dependent kinases regulatory subunit 1-like. Gene Ontology annotation, biological process: regulation of mitotic cell cycle. Gene Ontology annotation, molecular function: histone binding; ubiquitin binding; protein kinase binding. The transcript has 4 exons. The record is from RefSeq and is a predicted model, not a curated record. Gene Ontology annotation, cellular component: cyclin-dependent protein kinase holoenzyme complex; SCF ubiquitin ligase complex. NCBI's taxonomy places the organism in Eukaryota, Viridiplantae, Streptophyta, Magnoliopsida, Malvales, Malvaceae. The coding region runs from base 125 to 379 and encodes 84 amino acids.
AGAUUUAGUUUAUACCUCGUUCUAACUUCUACUUCCUCUCUUUUCCUUUUGUAAAUCACAAAUCCCCAUUUCACUCCCCCUCAAGAGCCAGAACAUUAGUUUAUUUUUUUAAGGAAAGAAGAAAAUGGGUCAAAUUCAAUACUCUGAGAAAUACUUCGAUGAUAUUUAUGAAUACAGGCAUGUUGUUCUUCCUACUGAAGUGGUCAAACUUCUCCCAAAGAAUCGCCUCCUUUCUGAAAAUGAGUGGCGUGCAAUCGGAGUACAGCAGAGUCGUGGAUGGGUUCAUUAUGCUAUUCAUCGUCCCGAACCACACAUCAUGCUUUUCAGGAGGCCUCUUAACUAUCAGCAGCAGCAGGAGAAUCUGGCUCUUGCCAAGUAAAUUACAUCAGCUUUAGUAUUAAAAGAAUUGGUUGAGAAAUGCUGCUCUGCAUAAACAGUUUGUGUGUUCUGGAAAUCAAGGAUUGUGUUUAUGUUGUAGUUCUCUAUUGUGGAGAAUUACGUGUUUAGGCUUUGCUUCUUACUUUGUUUCCUGGUCAUUGACACUCUGC